Molecule: messenger RNA, 487 nt
Organism: Drosophila novamexicana
Lineage: Eukaryota; Metazoa; Arthropoda; Insecta; Diptera; Drosophilidae
Exons: 1
Coding region: 68-343 (91 amino acids)
Source: RefSeq, a predicted model, not a curated record
AUAAUUGCUCCACUCGAGGAAUUAAGAGCUCCAGUCAAAAGGAUUACGAGGAAGUUAUAGUUCAGCAAUGCCGCCACCACAUCACGACGAUCGUCUCUUUGGCAUCCAUUUGGGCCUGCACUUGGGACACCAUCAUCAUCACCAUGGACACCAUGGCCACCACGGACCACCGCCGCCACCCCAUCACCAUCAUCAUCAUCAUGGACCACCGCCGCCACCGCAUUACGAUCAUCAUCACCAUCACCAUCAUCACGGCCCACCGCCGCACCAUGGACAUGUUGACCACCAUCAUGGACACUGGGACCAUCACCACCACCAUGGACCCCCACAUCAUCACUGCUAAGUGUCAAAACUCAGGAAUAUAUCGGAAGAGGAACUUUGCGAUCUAUGUGUGAAGUGAAUUUAAAUAGUUAUGUUUAUACAAAGCAGCCACGAAUUUUAUUUAUUCUGUACAAAAACACAAAAACUAUAUAUAUAUAAAUAUAUA